Arvicola amphibius (Eurasian water vole) is the source of this 4197-nucleotide messenger RNA. It is a transcript of the gene Znf711, whose product is annotated as zinc finger protein 711. NCBI's taxonomy places the organism in Eukaryota, Metazoa, Chordata, Mammalia, Rodentia, Cricetidae. Bases 413 to 2698 code for a protein of 761 amino acids. Gene Ontology annotation, molecular function: metal ion binding; chromatin insulator sequence binding. The transcript is spliced from 10 exons. Gene Ontology annotation, biological process: regulation of transcription by RNA polymerase II. Gene Ontology annotation, cellular component: nucleus; chromosome. The record is from RefSeq and is a predicted model, not a curated record.
GGACCUUCCAGGUCCACAGCUGCUGCCCCCCGCGGCAGCGGCGAGCGUGGCCUCAGUCUGACUGGCGGCGGCGGCGAAGGCGGUGGCGGUAGCGGUCCCGCGGCGGCGGCGGUGACAGGUAAAGAACAUUUCCCCAGAGAAAAUGCAUUGUUUUGAAGGAACAAAAUAAAAAGAAAUUUUGCAAAGUUCACUUUUCAGUCUGUAAGGAAAUCUACAGUGUCUUCAACUCAAUUGGGCAAAGGAAGCAGUCAUGUUUCAUGAUUCCUCAAAACUGUGAGACAAGAGACUGUAGUAGAGUGAGGCCAGAAGUCCUUACUGGUUCAAAGAACUCCUGGGAAACUUGUGAUAGAACAUUUUGCAUUAUAAGUAGAGCCCCGGAGCCAGAGAUAUUUGUGAAUGAACUUUGCUAAGUAUGGAUUCAGGUGGUGGAAGUCUUGGAUUGCACACUUCAGAUGCUAGGAUGGCCCAUACCAUGAUUAUGCAGGAUUUUGUGGCUGGAAUGGCUGGUACUGCACAUAUCGAUGGAGACCAUAUUGUUGUUUCAGUUCCUGAAGCUGUAUUAGUUUCUGAUGUUGUCACAGAUGAUGGGAUAACUCUUGAUCAUGGCCUUGCAGCCGAAGUUGUCCAUGGGCCUGAUAUUAUUACAGAGACUGAUGUAGUAACAGAAGGUGUGAUUGUUCCUGAAGCUGUACUUGAAGCUGAUGUUGCCAUUGAAGAAGAUUUAGAAGAAGAUGAUGGAGAUCAUAUUUUGACUUCUGAACUAAUUACAGAAACCGUUAGGGUACCAGAGCAGGUUUUUGUAGCUGAUCUUGUUACUGGUCCAGAUGGACAUUUGGAACAUGUGGUUCAAGAUUGUGUUUCAGGUGUUGACUCUCCCACAAUGGUAUCAGAAGAAGUUCUUGUAACUAAUUCAGAUACAGAAACUGUGAUUCAAGCAGCUGGUGGUGUUCCUGGUUCUACUGUUACAAUAAAAACUGAAGAUGAUGAUGACGAUGAUGAUGUCAAGAGCACUUCUGAAGACUACUUAAUGAUAUCUUUGGAUGAUGUGGGGGAGAAGUUAGAACAUAUGGGGAAUACACCAUUAAAAAUCGGUAGUGAUGGCUCACAAGAAGAUGUUAAAGAAGAUGGAUUUGGUUCAGAAGUGAUAAAAGUGUAUAUAUUUAAAGCAGAGGCUGAAGAUGAUGUUGAAAUAGGUGGGACAGAAAUUGUCACAGAGAGUGAAUAUACCAGUGGACAUUCUGUAGCUGGAGUGCUUGACCAGAGCCGAAUGCAGCGAGAGAAAAUGGUUUAUAUGGCAGUCAAAGAUUCUUCCCAAGAAGAAGAUGAUAUCAAUGAAAGAAGAGUUUCCAGAAGAUAUGAAGAUUGUCAAGCAACAGGAAACACUUUUGACUCAGCAUUAGAAAACAGAAACACUACAGCAGCACAGUACCUUCAAAUUUGUGAUAGCAUUAACACAAAUAAAGUACUUAAACAAAAAAUCAAGAAGAGGAGAAGGGGGGAAACAAGGCAAUGGCAAACAGCUGUUAUAAUAGGCCCUGAUGGACAGCCCUUGACAGUAUACCCCUGCCAUAUUUGCACAAAAAAGUUUAAAUCCAGGGGAUUCUUAAAAAGACACAUGAAGAAUCAUCCUGAUCAUUUGAUGAGAAAGAAAUAUCAGUGUACAGAUUGUGACUUUACAACUAACAAGAAAGUUAGUUUCCAUAACCACUUAGAAAGCCAUAAGCUCAUAAACAAAGUUGAUAAAACCCAUGAAUUUACAGAAUACACUCGAAGAUACAGAGAAGCUAGUCCACUGAGUUCAAAUAAACUCAUCUUAAGAGACAAGGAGCCGAAGAUGCACAAGUGCAAGUACUGUGACUAUGAAACUGCCGAACAAGGACUGUUAAACAGACAUUUGCUGGCUGUUCACAGCAAGAAUUUCCCUCAUGUUUGUGUUGAGUGUGGAAAGGGUUUUCGUCAUCCCUCUGAACUCAAGAAACAUAUGAGAACCCAUACCGGUGAGAAGCCAUAUCAGUGUCAGUAUUGUGUCUUCAGGUGUGCAGAUCAGUCAAAUCUGAAAACUCACAUUAAGUCUAAGCAUGGUAACAACUUGCCGUAUAAAUGCGAGCAUUGUCCUCAAGCAUUUGGUGAUGAAAGAGAACUUCAGCGCCAUCUGGAUUUGUUUCAAGGACAUAAAACACACCAAUGUCCUCAUUGUGAUCAUAAGAGCACCAACUCAAGUGACCUUAAGCGGCACAUCAUAUCUGUCCAUACCAAGGACUUCCCUCACAAAUGUGAAGUCUGUGAUAAAGGUUUUCAUCGUCCUUCAGAGCUUAAAAAACAUAGUGAUAUUCAUAAGGGUAGAAAGAUUCAUCAGUGUAGGCACUGUGACUUUAAAACAUCAGAUCCAUUUAUUCUUAGUGGUCAUAUCCUUUCAGUUCAUACUAAAGAUCAGUCAUUGAAGUGUAAACGGUGCAAGAGAGGGUUCAGACAACAGAAUGAGCUCAAAAAGCACAUGAAGUCGCAUACUGGAAGGAAGAUUUACCAAUGUGAAUAUUGUGAAUACAGUACCACAGAUGCAUCUGGCUUUAAACGACAUGUGAUUUCCAUACAUACGAAAGACUAUCCACACAGGUGUGAAUUCUGCAAGAAGGGAUUCCGAAGGCCAUCAGAAAAAAACCAGCAUAUAAUGAGGCACCACAAGGAGACUCUUAUAUAGUAAGAUCAAUAUAAGGAAGUUAUUUACAAAAUAAGAUGCUAUUUGGGAGGAGAAUCACACUGUUUUAUCUGGUUUCAAAGCUUGAUAUUAAGUCAUACCUUUACAUUCUUUGUAUUAAAGAUCUUAAAAUGUUUGGAUUAGAAGGGGGAUCUCAUAGCCCUUUGAAAAUUACUUAAUGAAUUUAAGACGCACCAUAGGAUGGUUGCAGAGAAACUUAACUGUGUAUUAACAGUAUUAUAUGCAUAACUAAACUACAGAGGGGAAAGUUAAGACACCUUAUUUCAUUGGUCACACUAGAGAUAAGUUUUUGAAAGAAGAAUACAUAAUCGAUUUAGAAAUGCUUUGCUGUAGCAAGCAGCCUCACUUUUAUGCAAUUUUAGAAAUGGGGUGGGCAAAGAAAAUGCAGUCAUCCAUCAGUCACUUAGUCAUUGAGCCUUUUAUAUUGUACCUGGACAUUGGAUUCCAGAAAUGGCAAAUGUUUUGUGUAUUCGUUACAAAGAAUCUCACUGAGAAAAUAAGUUAUAUUAAUUCAGUGCUAGUAAAAAAAGAGAACUUAAGAGUUGCCAAUAUUUUAUCACAGGAUAGGAUGUUUAAGACAGUAUUCUGUGCUGAAAUCUGAAGUGAAAUAUAAGAAAUAAAGUUCCAGUUUUGGUGUUCAAGUAGAUUCAGUAUGGCAUAUAUGAUAAAGGUGUAUUUGAGUCAAAUGUGGCUUUCUAAAAUGGAUACAACUAUGUUACAAAGUCAGCAUUAUGUUUCUUAUAAUCUAAAUAUUAAAUUGAGAAAACAGUUUUCUUAAAUAUUAAAAUAUUUAGAAUUUUUAGGACAGUUUUAGUAAGUAUGACUAUUUAAGUCUUACUUGCGCUAAUGUUUAAAGGUGCAAUUUUAUGCCAUUAUUGAAAAGUUUGGUUUUUACAAUCUAUAUACCAUAUUCUUAAUAUAAAUUUUCAAUGAGGCGGUAUUUAUGCAGUAUUUAACAGAACAAUAUACUGCCAAUAGUGUUUGGAGGUGGAUAUUCAGUUUACAGUGUAUAAAUUUAAAAUAUGCAUCCGUUUAACAACACUUUGUGUUAGCAUGCUGCAAAUCAAAAUGGCACUUAAUAUUAAAAACUGGUGUAGGGAAUUUUAAUGAAAAUCCUGUUCAUAAAUGUAAUGCAUAUGAUGUGUACUUUUAAGUUUUAGUUGGCUUAAUUUAGUUUAUAUUCAGCUGUUCAGCAUAACUAAAAUGUAAUUUUUCUUCAUGCUAUAUUGUGGCCUUGUGUUUUAAGUAAUAUUUACCUUUCUGUUUUGCACCAGAUAAGAAUCAGUUACUUGAAAACAAAUUUUUUAUCUUUCUUAACUUCAGAAAACUAAAUUUGGAAAAUCUACUAAACUUGUGUGUUAUGUGGCUGUAAAUGAUGUACACGCUGUAAAAUAAGAUUGUUACUGUUAUGUGUACUUAUUAUUUCUAAAUGUUACUCAUUGAAAUGAGCAUACAAUAAAAAGCAUUUAUUGCACUUCAAA